AACGCACAGCACCGAAUGAAUUGCGGCGGCAGCGCGAACAAAGAAGAGAGGAGGAGGGAAACCUAGAAGGGUAGAAGUGGAUCGUAUGGCGGUGUGGAGAGCUGGAGCUGCUUCGUCUUCCCUGUUGAAUAGGCUCCUACGCCACUCCAACGUCAUCAACGUCCCCACCCGCGCCUCCACUCGCACUCUCUCCACCGAUGUAGCUGGUUCAAGUAAUCAGUUGUUUCACUAUGAUAUCAAUUCACAAUACGGAAGGUGCAUGCCGCUUGCUGAUAUGCACAUUCAAGCAAAAAUACACAGCAUCGAGAUGAACCCGGGCCAAGGUGGCAAGUUAGUUCGAGCACCAGGCACUUUUGCAAAGAUUUUGAAAGAACCCACUGUUUCAAGGUGUUUAGUGAGACUGCCUUCAGGUGUUGAAAAGUGGAUUGAUUCUAAAUGCCGGGCUACAAUUGGUACAGUCCCAAGUGAUGGAAAUAAGCCCAAGAAAUUAUAUAAGGCUGGGCAAAACCGGUGGCGAGGCAUCAGACCAACUGUUCGAGGAGUGGCAAUGAAUCCAGUUGAUCAUCCUCAUGGUGGAGGUGAGGGUAAGAGCAAGAGUAGUGGGUCUCAUGGGAAGGGUUCUCGAACACCUUGGGGAAAGCCUACCAAGGGUGGUUACAAGACCGGUCCCAACAAGCGUAGAAAGUAAUGCUUUAUCAUUCACUUCUUUAUGUUGACACUAGUGUGGAAUUUAGCUUUGCGAUGAGUUCAGAUGGCAAUAAAAGUCCACUUAGAUGUUUAACUCAUCAGAAAACAUUCAAGGUUUGCAUACCUUAUUCCCUUGCCAUUUUUCUGAAAGUGUUGGUUUUUGGAUUAAGUUGUGUAAGUAGCUUAGUUGUCUUAGCUGUGACUAUCUUUUGGAUAAAUGAAUCCUUAACUAUUUGGUAUUGAGUGUGUUUGAUGUUAAUUCGCUGAAUCAAUUUCAAGUUGCAUGAUCA
Molecule: messenger RNA, 977 nt
Organism: Malus domestica (apple)
Lineage: Eukaryota; Viridiplantae; Streptophyta; Magnoliopsida; Rosales; Rosaceae
Product: large ribosomal subunit protein uL2my, C-terminal part
Biological process (GO): mitochondrial translation
Cellular component (GO): mitochondrial large ribosomal subunit; ribosome
Molecular function (GO): RNA binding; structural constituent of ribosome
Source: RefSeq, a predicted model, not a curated record